Miscanthus lutarioriparius is the source of this 1533-nucleotide messenger RNA. The record is from the annotation of a GenBank genome assembly. NCBI's taxonomy places the organism in Eukaryota, Viridiplantae, Streptophyta, Magnoliopsida, Poales, Poaceae.
AUGGAGGACGGGGAGGCGGAGGAGGCGCAGCGGGACGCGAUCACGGCGAGGAUGCGGGCCCAGGACUACGCGGGCGCGAGGGCGCUGCUGCUGCGGACGCUGCAGACGAACCCCAGGCUGGAGGGCGCCCUGGAGAUGCUCCUGGUGCUCGAGGUCCUCUGCUGUGCCGCCGGCAGCGCGGCCGGCGGCCGUGGGGGUGUGGACUGGUACAGGGUCCUCCAGGUGCUGCCCGGAGAUGAUGGCACCAGGAUCGAGGCGCGCUACAAGAGCAUCGUGGCCCAGGUGGAGCCGGCCAUGGGGGCUCUGCCCGGCGUCGAAUUGGCCCUCAAGCUCGUUGAUGAGGCAUACGUGGUGCUGUCUGAUCCGGAGAAGCGAGAGGGGUUCAAUUCGAGGAACGUGUUCAAUCGGUUCGUUCGGUCUGGUGUUGUUGAUGCGCCACCGCCCGGUGGUACAGUCGUCCGUUCUGACAGGGUGAACAGUCUUCAUACAAAGGAGAUUAGGGGCGCAGAUGAGCGAGCAAUGCAGCCUCGCAUGUCAACCACGCUGCUGACAGGCCAUGUUUUGAUGGAAGGGACCCCCUUCUUUCAAAUGUGGCAAGUUCUUCCGGGACUAAGAGGAUGGAUCCUUGCUUUCAUGGUGAUGACGGCGAGUUGCAGUCACCUGACGGCACUCAUGUUGACAAGAGGCAAAAGGGUGUCUGUGAAAAGGAUGUUAAUUGCAUGUCGCCCUCACAGGAAGAUUGGGAUGCCUGCUUUGAUGAUCCAUCACCUGCCAUGGAAGAAGAUUUGGAUGCCUGCUUUGAUGAUCCAUCUGGUGCCAAAGAAGAUGAGCUCUGCACUAGCAAGCAGUAUGAAUACCAUAACUUCAAGGAAGAUAGGGCGAUCAAGAAUUUUGCUGCUGGCCAAGUUUGGGCAGCAUUAUGACUGGGAGAAGUUUCCUCGUAGAUAUGCACUGAUUGUUAAAGUACCGACGGAUAAGAUGCAGUUAUAUGUCUCAUGGUUCAAGCCCUGUCCGCAAACUCCUGAAGAUAAGAAAUGGUGCCAUGCUGGCUUGCCAUUGGUUUGUGGAACUUUCAUUGCAGAAGAACACCAUAUCUCAUUAACAUGUUCAACUAUGUUCUGUCACCAAAUUUUCAGCAACAACCUGAAUCAACAUCUUGAAGUUUAUCCCCAGGAAGGUGAGGUAUGGGCCAUUUAUAGUAAUUGGGGUAUUGGGUGGUACACUGAUCCUAGGAUGUGGAAGAAUAGUGCCUUCUCUAUUGUUGAAAUUCUUACCAGUUAUUCUAGUGAAUCAGGAUGCACUGUUGCACAUUUGGUAAAGGUAGAUGGGAAUGGAAGUGUUUUCCAGAGGCACUUCAAGAGUGGAACAGAGCACUUGUUACGCAUACACAGGGACAAUCUGAUCAUGUUCUCUCACAGGAUCCUUCUUUCAGAUUUACUCCUGAGGCCGGAACUAUGUUUGAGCUUGAACAUUCCAUGGUUCCAGAAAAUAUUCACCAAGAAAAUACAUCAACGUGUAUUUCUCAUUUUCUGA